This is a messenger RNA of Candidula unifasciata, 471 nucleotides long. The record is from the annotation of a GenBank genome assembly. NCBI's taxonomy places the organism in Eukaryota, Metazoa, Mollusca, Gastropoda, Stylommatophora, Geomitridae.
AUGGCAGGACAUCCGGAAAACGGCUUUCAUUUUAGCGAAAAAUUUAAUCGUCCGAUGGAAGAUUUGUUGACAGGAUCGAUCUCAAAUCAAUCAAUCACAACAAGUGAUUUGUUUGUUUGUUUGACAGGCAGUGGCCCAAUUCAGUUGUGGCAGUUUCUCCUGGAACAGUUGACAGACAGGACAUGCCAGCACUUCAUCAGUUGGACCGGAGAUGGGUGGGAGUUCAAACUCUCAGAUCCUGACGAAGUGGCUCGAAGAUGGGGCAUCAGAAAAAACAAACCAAAGAUGAACUAUGAAAAACUCAGUCGUGGCUUGAGAUACUACUAUGAUAAGAACAUCAUCCACAAGACAGCUGGUAAGAGGUAUGUGUACCGCUUUGUCUGCGACCUGCAGAACCUGCUCGGCUACACACCCCAGGAGCUCUUCGAUGCCUGUGAUGUCAAGCCACAGAAGGACAAAGAGGAUGAAUAA